This is a messenger RNA of Rotaria sp. Silwood1, 414 nucleotides long. Lineage: Eukaryota; Metazoa; Rotifera; Eurotatoria; Philodinida; Philodinidae. The record is from the annotation of a GenBank genome assembly.
AUGACCGAUGGUUGUUUAAAUUGUCGUUUACUUCUAUCAUUUAUUUGUAUAUUAAAUUUUCUUAUUUCAAUAACACUUAAAAUAAAUCAAACAUGGUUACAUGUUUCAUGGUUUUUAAUAUUUAUACCAAUAUGGAUAUUUAAUUUAAUAUCAUUAUGUAUAAUUGGAUAUUUAGUUUUAAUAAAAAAAUGGUUACAAAAAAAAGAAAAAUGUUUAAAAAUAAUUUAUUAUUUAUUAAAUUUAUUAUCAUCAUGUGCAUUUGAAAUAUUAUUAUGUAUUAAAUUAGAAUAUGAACAAAAUAUGCCAUAUUGGAUUGUAUUUUUACCACUAUGGAUUUUAAUGAUUUUUACUUUUAGUAUUAUUAUACAACAAAUGUAUAGAACAUGUCAAACAACAACGGAAAAAACUAUGUGA